Messenger RNA from Durusdinium trenchii, 1902 nucleotides. The record is from the annotation of a GenBank genome assembly. Lineage: Eukaryota; Dinophyceae; Suessiales; Symbiodiniaceae.
AUGGAGUUUGACCUCUUGUCGCAUGUCUCUUACAAUUUCCAGCUUGCGGCUCAGGUUGUUGAUGCUGUCCCCUCUUCCCAGGUGCCACUGGUCAUAGAAUUGCCUCAGGCAGAUUGGCCCCGUGCCGCACUUGUGCCGUUGGUCUCUGGCGCAGUUGCGUCAUACUGGGGCUUCCAGAAUGCCACUGCGCCGGAGCUUGACAAUCAGCAGCUGGCCCAGGAGGUUUUGAAAAUGGCCUAUCGCAGUGCAAGUUGGUGGGACAUUGCGCAGAAGGCAUAUGAACCCAAGCCUUCAGACCUGAAGAUGACCAUACAAAGCUUUCUUCAACAAGCCCGUGUCUUGCGACCCCAGCAGCUUGCAGCCGAAUUGCAGGCGCGAGGUUGUGAGAGAGUUGAAGAUCUGACAGCUUUGCUUGAGCGUGAUCCUGAUCUGUGGGCGAGGAUACGCAUGCAUUCUGGCCACCAGAAGAGGUUACUUCAAGACCUUCAAUUUAGCAUCGAUGGUUUGUGGCAGCAACACUCACUGGUGCCUGCGCCUAUUGCUUGCAAGUCAAUGCUUGGUCUUGUGCAGAAGCAAAAGUCUUCCUGCUUUCUACAGCCCACAGCGAGCAUUGUGCUUGCAGAUCGUCGUGUAAGGCAGGUUUGCAAGCUUCAAGCAGAGACUCGGGUUUUGUCCUUCGACAUCCUGAGGAGUCGAAUCGUAAAUACAAAGGUGGAGCAGUGCCCUCGAGAGUCUCUGGGGCAUCUAAGUCAUCGUGUGAUGAGAAAUCUUUGUGACACCGAAGAUUGCCUAUGGAAAGUAACCCUUCUUGAUCAAGCGAUGAAGCCAUAUCACCUUGUGGUGCUUGCAGGUCAGCUGCUCUGGGGCCUUACAGACAAAGGCUACUCUUGGCUUCGUACUGGCCUGAGCCAUGGGGCAUGUGAGUUCCCUUCCCUAUGCGUUGGUGAUAUGCUUCUGCACUUCCGGAAACAUCCAUGUGUGGUGGUUGAGAUGAUUCCUUUACCAUCGAAGAUUUGCUCAGAUCGCUUCGUUCAACUUCACUUGAAGGGUGCCCCGACCAUUUUUGUGGAUGGCUUCCUCGCCUUGGCAGUCUUUCGGUCGAUUGUCAAGUUCUACGAGACCAAGCAGUACAAGAAAGGGGUCAAGGCUGCGGAUUCGAUCCUGAAGAAGCAUCCGGACCAUGGCGAGACCUUGUGCAUGAAGGGGUUGACCUUGAGCUAUCUGGACCGCAAAGAAGAAGCCUAUGAGCUGGUCCGGAAGGGCGUGAAGUGCGACCUGAAAAGCCACGUCUGCUGGCACGUCUUUGGUCUUCUCUAUCGACAAGAUCGAGACUAUCAUGAGGCAGUGAAGUGCUAUAGACAGGCCUUGCGCUUCGAUCCCGAGAACAUCCAGAUCCUUCGGGACCUCUCCCUCUUGCAGAUCCACCGGCGGGACGUGACGGGCUUCGCCGAGACCCGGAGGAAGUUGCUGCAGGCUUCGGUGCUUCCCUGUGCCGAGGCUUCAGAGACGGCUGGCAGGUUGCCUAAUUGUCAGGUUGCCUGGAAGGGGCUCCCGAUGCGUUUCCAGGUGAAGCCUUCCAACCGCAUCAACUGGGUCCUGACCAACCUUGGGGCUCUUGCUUUGGUCCGGCGGCUGUCGGUGUCGGUCCCAUCUCCGAACGUCACUCAUGGGAGAGUGGCUCAUCAGGAGCAGGACCAGGUUUCGGACUACGAGAACUCUGAGCUUCACCUCUACAAGGUCCGUCACCCAAAAGUGGCACUUCUGGCCAUGAAGCGUGCUCUUGGUGGUGCGUCGUGUGCAGGGAUCUUGGACAGUGAGCCGAGGCCUCCAUUAUGGAAGAAGCCGGAAAGUUUGAGGACAGGGAAGCAGAGAAACACAUCGCGAUGGAUGAGGUACCCAUAG